This is a messenger RNA of Symbiodinium natans, 336 nucleotides long. Lineage: Eukaryota; Dinophyceae; Suessiales; Symbiodiniaceae. The record is from the annotation of a GenBank genome assembly.
AUGGCAUCGGGUGCGUCGGGUGGGCAGCCUGCGCCAGCAAAGGAGGACGCAGCUCUGCCGUUCACGUUGCAGCCAGAGGGCAGCCGAGGGGACUGGCGCGUGUCCUUUCGAGUGCCCCACGGCUGGGGCGCGAAGCUGUCGAACCGGCCUGUAGCAGCAAAUGGUGGCCUCUUCGAGCUCAACUUUGAACAGGCUUCGGAAGCCGACUCUAUGGAGCUUGUGCAGACUGUGUUCUUCUCGCCGAAGCCAGAGAGAACCGCCCAAGCCAUUGCUAAGGUUCUUGCCCAACGCCUAGCCGAAGCGGAAGAGCCGGAUGUGGAGUGCUCCAUCUCCUAA